GUUGGGAAGCAGUUAAAAAGAAAUAAUGCGAAAACUGGCUGGAUACGAAUGAAGGAAAACAUUAACUCAGCACCGAGGAUUGUGUUGUAAAUCUCACCGCUGGGAAAGGCUUCUUUCAAUUGGAGAAGAAGAAUAACAUGAAGUGACCGGAUAAGUAACACAUGCAUCAGAGCUGGAAACAGAAUGAGGGCAAUCAUUGUAAUUUUUGUUGUCAUUGGAGUCUUUGCUUUCUUUGAGAAGUGUGAUUCAGGCUGUUUGAUCAGAGGUAAAUGUGCCUCAUGUGAUGGUCAGUACCAUAACCAGAUUCCAAUGCUACCCUUGUACAUAACCAGUGUUUCUCUGGCCAACAACUAUAUAGGCGAGGUCAAUGAAAGUUCUUUCACUGGACAGGGGCAGCUGGAGUCAAUUGACCUUGGGUCACAGAAUACAAAUAGCUUUCUUGUUAGGAACAAUGCAUUUCGAGAGCUGACAAAACUGACAUUUCUCGAAUUAGGGGACAUUAAAGCUCUUAUUCUUGAGACCAGUGCAUUUGUGGGACUGACAAGCUUGAAGAAACUGGUUUUGUUACACAGUGGCCUUGAUGAAUCCAUUCUGGAGGGCGAAUACCUGCGGCCCCUUGAGUCACUUGAAACUCUAAACCUUUAUGGCAACAAGAUCAGAAGGAUUCGGCCUGCCCUUUUUUUCCAGAACAUGACAAAACUCCAGGAGAUCAACCUGGACCUGAACAGCAUCAACAGCAUUUGUGAAGGAGACCUGCUCAGCUUCCAGGGCAAACACUUCCGCCUCUUAAAACUGUCUGGCAUUCAUUUGAGGGAUAUGACUCAGUAUGGCAUAGACUGGAAAAAAUGCGGAAAUCCAUUUGGAAAUAUAUCUGUGGCGGUGUUGGAUUUGUCAGGUAACGGGUUUGGUGUAGAAAAAACAGAACUAUUUUUCAAAGCGACAGAAGGAACUAGAAUCAAUUGCCUCAUUCUCUCCUCCUCCGGUUCAAUGGGCCGAUCGAUCGGCCAUAACAAUCACAAAGACCCUGACAAGAGGACCUUUGAAGGCCUUGGUAAAAGCUCUCUCAGAAUUUUGGACUUAUCUAAAAACUUUAUAUUCAGCCUCCAAUUUUCAGUAUUCAGUGUACUGAAAGAGGUAGAAGAGAUCUUGUUCGCUAAUAACAAAAUUAAUCAGAUUCAGAGGGGUACAUUUGUGGGCUUCAGUCUACAAACGCUUGACCUCUCAAACAACCUCUUGGGUGAGAUCUAUCCAUACACUUUUGAAAAUCUGCCAAACAUCAUUUGUAUAGAUCUAUCACAUAACCACAUUUACACAAUUGUACACAACUCUUUUCAUGGGCUUUCCAAUUUAACCAGCUUAGAUCUCUCAGGAAAUUCCAUCACUGUUCUUCAUGCAUUUGCAACAAUACCCAAUUUGCAGCAGCUUCACUUAGGUGAUGAUAACAUACAGUCUGUUUAUGGUCUUCCUUUCUUUGCUGACACAGCCAUCAUAAUUGAAUUAGGGGACAACAGAUUGAGGAACCUUAAGGAAUUGUAUGAAAUCCUUGCCAGUCUACCUUUUGUGAGGGCCAUUUUCUUUGGAUCCAACUUGAUAUCAGUGUGUACCCCCUAUCAUUCUAUACCACCACAGAACAACCUGAUAGUCCUUGACCCGCAGCAAAAUGUAGUGCAAUCCAUAUGGGCGUCUGAAGCCUGCUUAGAUGUUUUUGACGACCUCAGUAACCUCAUUCUCCUUUCUCUAAAGGAUAAUGCCCUCCGGUCCCCUUUACCAAAAGGCAUUUUCAAAGGCCUGGUCUCUCUAAAGUCAAUUGACCUUUCUUUCAACAUGCUAACAUAUCUUCAUGAUGAUUUGUUCCCUGAAAAUUUGGAGACUCUAGACAUGUCCCAUAACAUCCUGGGUUCUCCUGACCCAGAUGUCUUUCUCUCUGUUGCGGCAAUAAACCUGAGUGACAAUCCGUUCUUCUGCGACUGUGGUUUGAAGGAAUUUCUAAUCUGGCUUAACAAGACCAAUGCAACAUUCACAAGCCCCAAAGAAAACCUGAGAUGUGUGUUUCCCAAGCACUUGUUGGACAUCAGCCUUAUGGAUUACAACACAGAUUCAUGUGAAGAGGAUGAUGAGCUGGUCAUGGCACACCUGAGGCUGGGACUUUUAGUAAUGUCCUCUGCAGCCAUUGUGCUAAUUACUGUGGGUGGCAUUGCCUAUGCUCAUCUCCGAGGAACUGUCUUCAAUAUUUACAAAAGGGCCCUCGCUCGGGUCUUGGAGGGCCCCCGGAAUGAUCCUGCCCAGGAUGGGUUCAAGUAUGAUGCCUACCUGUGCUUCAACCAGAAUGACUUCAGGUGGGUGAAGCAUGGCUUGCUGAAGAGGUUGGACUCACAGUUGUCAGACAACAACCUACUCCACUUUUGCUUUGAAGCUCGGGACUUUAUUCCAGGGGAGGAUCAUGUCUCCAACAUCCGAGAUGCCAUCUGGCACAGCCGAAAGACCGUGUUUGUGGUGUCAAGAGAGUUUCUUAAGGACGGAUGGUGUCUCGAGGCUUUCAGUUUGGCCCAGAGCCGGAUGAUUGAUGAGCUGAGGGAUGGCCUUGUGAUGGUCGUGGUCGGACAGAUUCCACAUUACCAGCUGAUGAAGUACCAGCCAAUCAGAGCGUUCAUAAAAAAGAGGGAGUACCUGCAGUGGCCGGAGGACAGUCAAGACAUGGAGUGGUUCUAUGACAGGCUCACAUUGAAGAUACUUAAGCAAGAGAGACUUAAGAAGCAAGGUGACAUUGAGCUCCAAAAUGUCAGCAAGUUGUGAAUUUGCUUUGAAUAAGUUGAACUAAUUUUAUUUAAACAAAACAGAUGCAGUAAUAAGAGUUGUUUUGAAAUUAUCAACAAUCACAUUGACAUUCAACACAGGCUACAUUCUUGAGGCUUGAGAAUCCAUUCCAUUUCUGAUACACAUGUUGGGUCCUUCCUCCUAGCCAGAAGAAGUAAAAGUAAAACUAGCCAUCCUAAAAGGCAGUGCAUAACCAAGUGUUAAACAAUAUUAUGGUCAUGUGCCCAUUUAGCCAUUAUUUUUGAUUUUCAAAACUGCUUGUCAACAGUUACAGUAUGUGGAAACAUUUAACAGAUGAUAGAACUGCAACCCGGAGUACUUUUGAAGAGGUUAAGAGUACAGAGAAAUCAGUUCUUAAAAGGGCUCGGUGAUGCCCUCUAAAGAUUUGAAAUCAGUUUAAUUGUCCCCUAUUCUCUUCAGUUUUUAUUUUAAAUAUUCUGUCAAUGUAAGAUUAACUUUGAAUUCCAGGAUCAGGUGCUAUUGUCUUUUGUAAUAUGUGUCUCUUAAGGCAUUUGAUUUUUUUUUCUCCAUAUUUUUCAGUUGCCAGUUUGUGUGAAUAUGCUGCAUAGAAUAGUAAUAAAUCUGCUAAAAUCUUCCUAA
Molecule: messenger RNA, 3414 nt
Organism: Conger conger (European conger)
Lineage: Eukaryota; Metazoa; Chordata; Actinopteri; Anguilliformes; Congridae
Product: toll-like receptor 5
Biological process (GO): inflammatory response; immune response; toll-like receptor signaling pathway
Cellular component (GO): membrane
Molecular function (GO): protein binding; transmembrane signaling receptor activity
Source: RefSeq, a predicted model, not a curated record